AUGAAACCCACAUUUUCGUCUCUACUUGUGGCGCCGCCGUCACAGUCGAAAGCUGCGCUGCAUACCCUUGAGACCGAUGGAAAGCUUGAAGGCCUCGAGGGCCUUCCCAUCGAGAUCAUCUUCGACAUAUUUCAGCAACUAGACGUGCGCAGCAUAUUCUCUUUGGGGCAGGUCACCACGCUCUUCCACGGUCUGCUGAAAACAAAUAGAGCGGCUAUCCUACUGCCUGUUCUACAACGGGAGUUCAGCCCGUUUCCCGAACUACUUCAAGUCUACACGGUAUCAGGACAAGACUUGAGCCGGUACGGAGACACUUUCCAGCCUCGAAAGGUUGUUUUCCGCCGUUUCCCAGGUGACAUCGCUGGCGUCACCUUGUCACGUGGUGGCUUCCAGACCGAUUCUACACUGUCUCCUGAGCAGGUGUUGUUCAGCAAGAUAAUCGACAGUGGGAAGCUUGGGUCUGCUGAUGCCUUGCCGGCGCCAAGAGCGGCCACUCUUGUCGAUGGCGAUCUCGAUUCAUUGCUGAAGUACUGUAUGGUUGUGCGGCGAUGGGAAGAAUUGUACCCUCGACUCCGUUGGUUUUCGGCACCCGAGGACUGCCGCCACCUCGAGGAGACGGAGAAGUUCAAGCUCAGAAGAGCUCUCUAUCGCUGGUGGCUCUACGCAUCCUACUUUCACGGCGAGCUACCGCGACCUCUCGGCGGUCAACCUUUGCCAUUUGUCAAUGACAUUCGAAUGAGUCACACCAGAUUGCACCCAACACGUGAACUGAUGGAGAUGAAAGAUCUUUUCACAUGUGUCAAGCAGCUUAUUCGACACUACAUCUACCCAAUCCUGGAGCAGAAAUUGGGACCCCCGCAGGACAUCUCAACGCUACAUGCGACCAUUGAAGACAAUAUGCGCGAGCGCAUCGUGGACACCUACGCCAAGCUGGAUCCACGGGAUCUCAUAUUUUACUUCGAGAACUUGUUCAAUUAUCCGCGAAGACGUCUCGUAACAGACGUGAACCUGAGGCACCCUAACUUCUCCCGCGACCAGCAAUCCUUUGAGGGGGCCGUUGAAUCCGUUAUUCUCGAACGCCCAUGGCUGUUCGAAAUCCGCGAUCUGAACAUUGUCGGGAGCAUUGUGGAUACCGACGACGUAUGCGAGGAUCAUCUCAAGAACGACGGGAUACCCAACGGCACGAUUGUGGCUCCUGGGGCUUUCCGGCAGCCUCUGAGUGAUUGGACACCGCCGGGAGACGACGGAUGGGCUCUCACUGAGCGAGAUAACUUUUGUCGAACCGCAGGACAUGGGUUUGGUUAUUCGCACGAGAUGUAUUUGGGUGACGACCUAGACUAG
This is a messenger RNA of Colletotrichum karsti, 1341 nucleotides long. Its product is annotated as F-box domain protein. NCBI's taxonomy places the organism in Eukaryota, Fungi, Ascomycota, Sordariomycetes, Glomerellales, Glomerellaceae. The record is from RefSeq and is a predicted model, not a curated record. The transcript has 2 exons. The coding region runs from base 1 to 1341 and encodes 446 amino acids. Gene Ontology annotation, molecular function: protein binding.